GCUAUCUUCAUCUUAGUGUUGCUUCUCUUUGUCAGAGGUCUGACUUCCGUUUUCAUGUUUGGUCCAGGUUUCUGGAAUUUACUAUCUAGUGAGACUGAGCCAUCUCUCGCUUUGAUAAACAUCUGUUGUGAUUUAGUGUUUUCAAGACGGAGCUAAUAAAAGGUCCUCCAUUUCAGCCUGUUUAGAGUUUGGGUCCGUCAUUUUAUUCCACCCUUGAAAAACACGACUGUUUACCUAGCUAGCUGGCUAGCAUCAGCCAGCUGAGUUAAAUCACCUAGCAUGUUUCGGUUCUUGAAUGACGUUGAUGACGACCCCUACAUGAUGGAUCCAUUUGCUGCUCACAGGCAGCAGAUGAGGCUUAUGUUUGGACCAUUUGGCAUGGAUCCCUUUGCGCUCGCCCCCCAGAUACAACCACCCCGUGCACCACGUAGACAGACUGGUGCACUGACCCCCUUUGGCAUGAUGGGAAUGGGUGGAGGGUUCAUGGAUAUGUUUGGCAUGAUGGGAGAAAUGAUGGGAAACGUGGAAAGAAUGUCCGGUUCACCGAACUGUCAGACGUUUUCCUCUUCAACAGUGAUCUCCUACUCCUCUUCAGACUCGGGGCCUCCUGAAGUUUAUCAGCAGACCAGUGCAACGAGAACAGGCCCUGGAGGGAUCCGUGAGACGCGACAGUCAAUGAGGGACAGCGAGAGCGGCCUUGAGCGUCUUGCCAUCGGCCACCACAUCGGGGAGCGUGGACACGUAAUGGAGCGUUCACGAAAUCGCCGCACUGGAGACCGCGAGGAACGACAAGACUUCAUCAACCUUGAUGAGACUGAUGCUGCAGCGUUUGAUGAGGAGUGGAGGAGGGAGGCAGGAAGAUACGUUCCCCCGACUGCCCGGGCGCUGGACUACGGCCGAGAUCGACGGGGAGGCGGCCAGCAGCUGGCCCUCACUGCCCCUCCCAGCUCGACAAGCCCCCCAGGCCAUCGGCACGAGUCCCCCAGACACCGUCAACCCCACACCCGUCCACGUUACGACUGGUGAGAGGUGUCACACUUGGGCGACCAGACAAAAGGAGUUGAGGGAAGAUUUCCCCGAUGCUGUGAACCACGCUGAAGACGGAAGUUGAUGAUCUUCACAACUGCCCGUCGUAAAUGUUUGAUAUGACUGGACUGUCUAUCCAUGAACAACACACACACACACACACACACAACAAAACCACACACGCUUGAUAGUUACAUUAACAGUUCUCCUUUUCCACCGUUACACUCAACACACACGCAUACACAUCACGCACCCUUGUGCAAACAUGGGUAUAACUACACUCAUUUUAUAUAUACUCAUUCUCAAAACUUGACAACUUGACUUGUGUUUUUCCCCACUGCACUUAAGUGCAACAGUAUACAGUACAUCUGCUGUACAGUCCAUUUUAUGUUUGUGAAGACACUAGUGUGUCAGUGAAUUGAAUUGUAUACUGUUAACUAAUUAAUCUAACUAAAUAAAAGUUCAUUAAACAUUGUUAGAUAAUUACAAAA
Molecule: messenger RNA, 1517 nt
Organism: Sander lucioperca (pikeperch)
Lineage: Eukaryota; Metazoa; Chordata; Actinopteri; Perciformes; Percidae
Gene: mlf2
Product: myeloid leukemia factor 2
Exons: 8
Coding region: 280-1026 (248 amino acids)
Biological process (GO): regulation of DNA-templated transcription
Cellular component (GO): nucleus; cytoplasm
Source: RefSeq, a predicted model, not a curated record